AUUUCAAGCCAUGAGUUCAUUGAAACCGCCUCUGCAAAACUCAGGUCGUCCACAAGAACCGGAUGGAGCUGACUUGGACAAACUCAGGAAAUGGCAGGAGGACCGCGUUGCAAGGAAAUUGAAAGGAGAAUACGAGUCAGCCGUAUCGCAUCUCGCUGACAUUGUCAAUGAGAACCUGUCAACACAUUUGCGGAUCGCGACAGUACGCGUCCAAGGUGCCAAACACACUCGUCGGUCCUUCUUGGACUGGUUGGUCAACCCGUGGUUAUCGCCGCAGCUUUCACCACUCGACGUGGACAAGCCUUCCACGCUACAAAAUGUGCUACACACGGCCCGCGGCAUCAGUCAUGUUCUGCAAGAAACUGAUCUUUUUCAGUCUGUCGAGGCCAAGAUUGAAAGGAGUAGAGAUAUGCUUGCUAAGGAAGGAGAUGUCGACAUCAUCUUCAAGACACGCGAAAAGGGUAGAUUUUUUCUCAAGACAUCUACAGAACUGGGUAACAGCGAAGGCAAUGCCAGUGCGACUGCACGCAUACGUAACGUUUUCGGAGGAGCAGAAACUUUAGAAGCUAAUCUCUCUCUUGGAACUCAAACCCGUCGUUCUUUUCAUACUUUAUUAUCUAUGCCCCUCUCGUCGUCCUUGCGAACAAAAGGGGAACUAUCACUUUUUGCACUGGAUAGGGAUCUCUCGUCUUAUGCAAGCGCUUCAGAAGGUUUGCGGGGUUUCAAGGCUGCAGUCAGGAGCGAUUUGCGAUCCAGUGGUGUCCAUGAGAUCACUUAUGAAGCAGUCCUCAGGCAUAUUGGAAAUUUAAUCCCGUCAGCCUCACCGAGUAUAAGAGAAGUCGCAGGACAGACUUUGAAGUCUUCAAUAUCCCACAGAUGGACACGAGACACGCGAGACGACAAAAUAACGGCGACUCGUGGAUUAUACACCAAAGUCUUCCAAGAAUUUGCUGGGCUUGGUGGAGACGCAUUCUUCUAUAAAGCGGAAGUUGAGGGCCAAGCAUCACGAAGGGUGUUACCUGGCGUUGCACUGUCUUUUGCAGCCCGUACCGGGUUUAUAAGAAGCUUUACUCCUCAAGCUCCCUUUUCUGAUAGGUUCCAGCUAGGCGGCCCUCUUAGUGUAAGGUCUUUCAGGGCCAAUGGCAUGGGUCCUAGAGAUGGAGUGGACUCACUCGGUGGCGAUAUUUACUGGUCAACUGGCAUUUCUCUUAUAUCAGACAUUCCACGAAAGCCUCAUUGGCCAGUCAAGUCCCACCUUUUUGUCAAUGCAGGAAGACUUGAUGUAAUGGACAAAUCUAAAAACUUGGCUGAAAACUUUUCCGAUUGUUUGUCGAAACCAUCUGUAUCUGCAGGUGUAGGACUAAUUUACCGGUUUGACCCCGUGAGAGUAGAGGUGAACUUCGGAGUCCCUAUUGUCUCGAGUAAGAGCGAUGGUGCACGCCGAGGCUUCCAGGUUGGAAUUGGCUUAGAUUUUCUUUAAAGGUAGAUUUUUGGGAGAGUAACGUAUCCGAGUCAAUUGCAUCGUAACGCAGUGAAUAGAUUCUUUCCUUGGUGGUCUUACCUCCUUGUCGGUGACUUAUUCAGAUUAUUUUGCUCCC
This is a messenger RNA of Serpula lacrymans var. lacrymans S7.9, 1598 nucleotides long. RefSeq lists its product as uncharacterized. The transcript has 8 exons. The record is from RefSeq and is a predicted model, not a curated record. Bases 11 to 1480 code for a protein of 489 amino acids. Gene Ontology annotation, biological process: protein insertion into mitochondrial outer membrane. Gene Ontology annotation, cellular component: outer membrane; SAM complex. NCBI's taxonomy places the organism in Eukaryota, Fungi, Basidiomycota, Agaricomycetes, Boletales, Serpulaceae.